Molecule: messenger RNA, 1148 nt
Organism: Dioscorea cayenensis subsp. rotundata (Guinea yam)
Lineage: Eukaryota; Viridiplantae; Streptophyta; Magnoliopsida; Dioscoreales; Dioscoreaceae
Product: cyclin-T1-4-like
Exons: 6
Coding region: 320-751 (143 amino acids)
Biological process (GO): positive regulation of DNA-templated transcription, elongation; regulation of transcription by RNA polymerase II
Cellular component (GO): nucleus; cyclin/CDK positive transcription elongation factor complex
Molecular function (GO): cyclin-dependent protein serine/threonine kinase activator activity
Source: RefSeq, a predicted model, not a curated record
UAUCCACCAAAAUGGAUCCCAAUCCCCAGCAAACAUUCGCCGGCGCGGUCACCGGAAACCACCGCAUCCGCAUGGCGAACCCUAGUACUUCUCAGCCUGGAUGGUAUUUCACACGCAAGGAAAUUGAUGAGAACACUCCUUCUAGGAGAGAUGGCGUCAAUUUGACAACAGAGACCAAGAUUCGGAAAUGCUACUGUAAACUUUUGCAGGACUUAGGGAAUCACCUACACUUGCAAUAGCUAUUGCUUGCUUGCUACUUGCAACUAAAACCACAGGAACUCCCCGCUCAUUGGAAGAAAUCACUAAUUUUUCAUUUGUGAUGAUACAUAAAAAGAAUCCAGUUGCUGCACUUAGAAUUAAGCAUAAGGAAGUGCUUGAACAGGAGAAGGAACUCAUAAGACGAGCAGAAUUACUUGUUCUUGACACACUCGACUGUGAUUUGGAUGUGGCACUUCCGUAUCCUACCCUUGUCAGUGCCUUAAAAAAAUUUGAUGAUGUUGCAAGUUGGCUUGCUCCAACUGCAUGGAGUUUACUGAGAGAUUGGCUGCAGACAUCACUUUACAUGCAGUUUGAACCACAUUAUCUUGCUGUAGCAGCUCUCCAUAUUUCCUCUGUGAUUUUGAAAAAUUGGGACGUGUCUGAUUCUGACAUUGGAUGGAUUGAAGAAUUCCAUGUAACCUACCAGCAAUUUUCAGAUAUUUGCCAGCAAGUGGAAGAGAUGCGCGAUUUGAGUAACAUCAUUGUAUGGUAAGUAGUUCUUGAUGUGAGUUCAUGUUUAGAAAAAAAUUCCUUCUUAAGUUGGAUGGAGUAUGUUUCAAGGUGUCAUCAGAAUGAAUGAACAUUGGCAAUGAUUGAUGGCAUUAUUCUUUUGGAUUAGCAAGCGACUGAAUACAGGUGUAGAGCCAAGUCAGCCAUGAAUGUCGACGAAGUUAAGCAGAGGUACAUUUGCUGUAUAAAUUUUGUCAGAAAAGGAAAGGGCAUACUGUAUAGAAUGAUGUUACUAUAUUGUCAUCUACAACUAACUGCAAGAGAAAAAAAAAAUAUACAGAAUGACAUUGCUCUGUAGUCAUCUACAACAGAUUAAAAAACAAUAUAGGAUUUUGUUUGUCCUGAAUUAGGAGACUUGUACAUGCCUGGGUUGUUUGUGA